AUGCCUCAGUUCAGCACCUUCCACUCGGAAAACCGAGACUGGACCUUCAACCACUUGACUGUGCACCGCGGGACAGGGGCGGUGUAUGUGGGGGCCAUCAACCGGGUCUACAAGCUAACGGGCAACCUGACCAUCCAGGUGGCUCACAAGACAGGGCCGGAGGAGGACAACAAGUCUUGCUACCCGCCCCUGAUUGUGCAGCCCUGCAGCGAGGUGCUCACCCUCACCAACAACGUCAACAAGCUGCUCAUCAUUGACUACUCCGAGAACCGCCUGCUGGCCUGUGGCAGCCUCUACCAGGGCGUCUGCAAGCUGCUGCGUCUCGACGACCUCUUCAUCUUGGUGGAGCCAUCCCACAAGAAGGAGCACUACUUGUCCAGCGUCAACAAGACCGGCACCAUGUACGGAGUGAUCGUGCGCUCCGAGGGGGAGGACGGCAAGCUCUUCAUCGGCACGGCGGUGGACGGCAAGCAGGAUUACUUCCCCACGCUGUCCAGCCGCAAGCUGCCCCGCGACCCCGAGUCCUCGGCCAUGCUGGACUAUGAGCUCCACAGCGAUUUCGUCUCCUCCCUCAUUAAGAUCCCUUCUGACACCUUGGCCCUGGUCUCCCACUUUGACAUCUUCUACAUCUAUGGCUUCGCCAGCGGGGGCUUCGUCUACUUUCUCACUGUCCAGCCCGAAACCCCCGAGGGUGUGGCCAUCAAUUCCGCCGGGGACCUCUUCUACACUUCCCGUAUCGUGCGUCUUUGCAAGGAUGACCCCAAGUUCCACUCGUACGUGUCUCUGCCCUUCGGCUGCACACGUGCAGGAGUGGAAUACCGCCUCUUGCAGGCUGCUUACCUCGCCAAGCCUGGGGAUGCGCUAGCCCAGGCCUUCAACAUCAGCAGCCAGGAUGAUGUGCUCUUCGCCAUCUUCUCCAAAGGGCAGAAGCAGUAUCACCAUCCACCUGAUGACUCCGCCCUCUGUGCCUUCCCCAUCCGGGCCAUCAACUUGCAGAUCAAGGAGCGCCUGCAGUCCUGCUACCAGGGCGAGGGCAAUUUGGAGCUCAACUGGCUGCUGGGGAAAGAUGUGCAGUGCACCAAAGCGCCGGUCCCCAUCGAUGACAACUUCUGUGGACUGGACAUCAAUCAGCCCCUCGGAGGCUCCACUCCAGUGGAGGGGCUGACCCUCUACACCACCAGUCGGGACCGUAUGACCUCCGUGGCCUCCUACGUUUACAAUGGCUACAGUGUGGUCUUUGUGGGCACCAAGAGUGGCAAACUGAAGAAGAUUCGAGCUGAUGGUCCCCCCCAUGGUGGGGUCCAGUAUGAGAUGGUCUCUGUGCUCAAAGAUGGGAGCCCCAUCCUUCGGGACAUGGCCUUUUCCAUUGAUCAGCGCUACCUAUAUGUCAUGUCUGAGAGACAGGUCACCAGGGUCCCUGUGGAGUCAUGUGAACAGUACACAACUUGUGGGGAGUGCCUGAGCUCCGGGGAUCCUCACUGUGGCUGGUGCACUCUGCACAACAUGUGCUCCCGCAGGGACAAGUGCCAGCGGGCCUGGGAACCAAAUCGAUUUGCUGCCAGCAUCAGCCGGUGCAUGAGCCUCGCAGUACAUCCAAGCAGCAUCUCCGUGUCUGAGCACAGCCGGCUGCUCAGCCUGGUUGUGAGUGAUGCUCCUGAUCUCUCUGCUGGUAUCGCCUGUGCCUUUGGGAACCUGACGGAGGUAGAGGGGCAGGUGUCCGGGAGCCAGGUCAUCUGUGUCUCCCCUGGGCCCAAAGAUGUCCCUGUCAUCCCUGUGGAUCAAGACUGGUUUGGGCUGGAGCUACAGCUGAGGUCCAAGGAGACGGGGAAGAUAUUUGUCAGCACCGAGUUCAAGUUUUACAACUGCAGCGCCCACCAACUGUGCCUGUCCUGUGUCAACAGCGCCUUCCGCUGCCAUUGGUGCAAGUAUCGCAACCUCUGCACUCAUGACCCCACGACCUGCUCCUUCCAAGAGGGCCGGAUCAACAUUUCAGAGGACUGUCCCCAGCUGGUGCCCACGGAGGAGAUUCUGAUUCCGGUCGGAGAGGUGAAACCGAUCACCCUUAAGGCUCGAAACUUGCCCCAGCCUCAGUCGGGCCAGCGAGGCUACGAAUGUGUUCUCAACAUCCAGGGGGCCAUCCACCGGGUCCCUGCCCUGCGCUUCAACAGCUCCAGUGUCCAGUGUCAGAAUAGUUCGUACCAGUAUGAUGGGAUGGACAUCAGCAACCUGGCCGUGGACUUCGCCGUCGUGUGGAAUGGCAAUUUCAUCAUUGACAACCCUCAGGACUUGAAAGUGCACCUCUACAAGUGUGCAGCCCAGCGGGAGAGCUGUGGGCUCUGCCUCAAGGCCGACCGAAAGUUCGAGUGUGGCUGGUGCAGCGGCGAGCGCAGAUGCACCCUCCACCAGCACUGUACCAGCCCCUCCAGUCCCUGGCUGGACUGGUCCAGCCACAACGUUAAGUGCUCCAACCCCCAAAUCACCGAGAUCUUGACAGUAUCAGGACCACCCGAAGGAGGAACUCGAGUGACCAUCCAUGGCGUGAACUUGGGCCUGGACUUCUCCGAGAUCGCUCACCACGUGCAGGUGGCUGGUGUGCCCUGCACACCCCUCCCAGGGGAAUACAUCAUUGCUGAGCAGAUCGUCUGUGAGAUGGGCCAUGCCCUUGUGGGAACCGCCUCUGGGCCAGUGCGCCUGUGCAUUGGCGAGUGCAAGCCAGAGUUCAUGACCAAGUCUCAUCAACAGUACACCUUUGUGGUAGAAAGAGGGCACAGGAGGUCCAUGAAUGAGAUCGUGUGUGUCUCACCCCCAUCAGCCAAUGGACUGGGCCCAGUCCCGGUUUCCGUGAGUGUUGACAGGGCCCGGGUGGAUAACAGCCUGCAGUUUGAGUACAUAGAUGACCCUCGCGUCCAGCGCAUUGAGCCAGAGUGGAGCAUUGCCAGCGGCCACACACCCCUGACCAUCACAGGCUUCAACCUCGAUGUCAUUCAGGAACCAAGGAUCCGGGUCAAGUUUAAUGGCAAAGAAUCUGUCAAUGUGUGUAAAGUUGUGAACACGACCACCCUGACUUGCCUGGCACCCUCCCUGACCACGGAUUACCGGCCAGGCUUGGACACUGUGGAGCGGCCAGAUGAGUUCGGAUUCGUCUUUAACAACGUCCAGUCCUUGCUGAUUUACAACGACACCAAGUUCAUCUACUACCCCAACCCCACCUUUGAACUGCUCAGCCCCACAGGAGUCUUGGAUCAAAAGCCAGGAUCGCCCAUCAUCCUGAAGGGCAAAAACCUCUGUCCCCCCGCCUCUGGAGGAGCGAAACUCAACUACACGGUGCUGAUUGGAGAGACCCCUUGCGCUGUCACCGUGUCUGAAACACAGCUCCUCUGCGAACCCCCCAACCUCACAGGGCAGCACAAGGUCAUGGUUCACGUGGGCGGGAUGGUGUUCUCGCCUGGCUCGGUGAGUGUCAUCUCAGACAGCUUGCUGACCCUGCCAGCCAUCGUCAGCAUCGCGGCCGGCGGCAGCCUCCUGCUCAUCAUCGUCAUCAUCGUCCUCAUUGCCUACAAACGCAAGUCUCGAGAAAAUGACCUCACGCUCAAGCGGCUCCAAAUGCAGAUGGACAACCUGGAGUCUCGCGUGGCCCUGGAGUGUAAGGAAGCCAAAGAGUUUAUGGUGCCACCAACCAGCAGGGAUGAAAGGACCGAGUCUGUGGCUGAGAAGAUGCUGACCAAUUGGUUUGCUUUCCUCCUGCAUAAGUUCCUCAAGGAGUGCGCGGGGGAACCGCUCUUCAUGCUGUACUGCGCCAUCAAACAGCAGAUGGAGAAGGGCCCCAUCGAUGCCAUCACAGGCGAGGCCCGCUACUCCCUGAGCGAGGACAAGCUCAUUCGGCAGCAGAUCGAAUACAAGACCCUGAUCCUGAACUGUGUCAACCCCGACAAUGAGAACAGUCCUGAGAUCCCAGUGAAGGUGCUGAACUGCGACACCAUCACACAAGUCAAGGAGAAGAUCCUCGACGCCGUGUAUAAGAAUGUGCCCUACUCCCAGCGGCCCAGGGCCGUGGACAUGGACUUGGAAUGGCGCCAAGGCCGGAUCGCCCGAGUCGUGCUGCAGGAUGAGGACAUCACUACCAAGAUUGAGGGCGACUGGAAGCGGCUCAACACCCUGAUGCAUUACCAGGAUGGUAAUGACCAGGAUGAUGAUGAUGAUGAUGAUGAUGAUGAUGAUGAUGCUCAUAAUGGCAACACUAAUGCCAAUGUAUCAGACAGGUCGGUGGUAGCUCUGGUCCCCAAACAGACCUCCUCCUACAACAUCCCUGCCUCUGCCAGCAUCUCCAGGACGUCCAUCAGCAGAUACGACUCCUCCUUCAGGUACACAGGCAGUCCCGACAGCCUGCGGUCCAGAGCCCCCAUGAUCACCCCAGACCUGGAGAGCGGGGUCAAGGUGUGGCAUCUGGUGAAGAACCAUGACCAUGGUGACCAGAAGGAAGGUGACCGGGGCAGCAAGAUGGUGUCUGAGAUCUACCUGACUCGGCUACUGGCCACCAAGGGCACCCUCCAGAAGUUCGUGGACGAUUUGUUUGAGACCUUGUUCAGCACUGUGCACCGGGGCAGCGCACUCCCCCUGGCCAUCAAAUACAUGUUUGAUUUCCUGGAUGAGCAGGCAGACAGACACAGCAUCCACGACACAGAUGUGCGACACACCUGGAAGAGCAACUGCCUCCCUCUGCGCUUCUGGGUGAACGUCAUCAAGAACCCCCAGUUUGUAUUUGACAUCCACAAGGGCAGCAUCACGGACGCCUGCCUCUCUGUGGUGGCCCAGACCUUCAUGGACUCCUGCUCCACGUCAGAGCACAGGCUGGGCAAGGACUCCCCCUCCAACAAGCUGCUCUAUGCCAAGGACAUCCCCAGCUACAAGAGCUGGGUGGAGAGAUACUAUGCAGACAUUGCCAAGCUCCCAGCCAUCAGCGACCAGGACAUGAACGCCUACCUCGCGGAGCAGUCACGCCUGCACGCUGUGGAGUUCAACAUGCUGAGCGCCCUCAAUGAGAUCUACUCUUAUGUCAGCAAGUAUAGUGAGGAGCUCAUUGGGGCACUAGAGCAGGACGAGCAGGCCCGGCGGCAGCGGCUGGCUUACAAGGUGGAGCAGCUCAUUAGUGCCAUGUCCAUUGAGAGCUGA
Molecule: messenger RNA, 5169 nt
Organism: Ictidomys tridecemlineatus (thirteen-lined ground squirrel)
Lineage: Eukaryota; Metazoa; Chordata; Mammalia; Rodentia; Sciuridae
Source: RefSeq, a predicted model, not a curated record